Lucilia sericata (common green bottle fly) is the source of this 1130-nucleotide messenger RNA. RefSeq lists its product as uncharacterized. Bases 145 to 978 code for a protein of 277 amino acids. The record is from RefSeq and is a predicted model, not a curated record. The transcript is spliced from 5 exons. NCBI's taxonomy places the organism in Eukaryota, Metazoa, Arthropoda, Insecta, Diptera, Calliphoridae.
UGUAUUUGACAUUUUAUCUACAUACGCCAUUUUUACUUGACGCGUCAACUUGUUAACAUUAGUUUUAUUGUGUGUCUGAAAAUUAAAAUAAAACUAAACAAAUUUUUUAUUACUUACAUAAAUCGAAACAAAAAUUCAUAUAAAAUGAAAAUGUCCGGACGUAAAACAAGCGCUGCAUAUGAAUUGUAUGGUUUUAUACCAAAAGUGGAAAAUGGCAAACAUGCAGCGAUUUGUACGUCGUGUAAUCGUGUAUUACAAAAUACGGCGGCUAUACGUUUACAAAAGCAUAGAAAUUCUUGUUUAGCUGCUCGAGCUAAUGGUGGGGAUCCUGUACAUUUUCCAAAUUUAGAAAUAAAGAAACGCAUAACACUCAAAACUGAUGCAGUGGUGCAGCAAAAUGAAAACAUAAAUACAAAUGUUAAAACGGAACAAAGUAAUAUGGAAUUUGAAGAUGCAACUAUUAAUGAUAAUGCAAAUGAUAAUACAACCUAUGAUGAUGCCGUAGAGGCUACAAAUACCGCAAAAAGAUUAUGCAAAACUUCAAUACGUGAAACUCUACAUAAAACAAUUGAGUCCUCUCAUAAUGGGGUACAAAAUGAAAAUCCUUUACAAUCACCUAUUACCACCACACAAACUCCCCAUCGACCAGAACCAUUUGAAACUUAUCAUACUACAAAUACCUCUGCUCUCGAUAUGACUGCUGAUGAUGACGACAAUGAUGAUGAUAUCGAGGAAGUCAAUGAUGAGGAUUUAAUUAAUAUCGAACAAGAACUUGAUGUAAUACAAAACCUAAUGCCACGUUCUAAAGAAUCGAAACAAUUACAGGAUGAAUUGUCUAAAGCUGAAGCGGAAUAUUAUCGUAGCAAAGCUGCCUACUUUAAGAAGUUAUCAGAAAAUUGUAAUGUCAAGAGAACUUUAAUGUUAUUGGAAUCGCGUAAAUUACAAUUGGAAAUCGAAAGGCUUACCAAUGAAUCGUAGUUUAAUUUUGUUAAUUGUUUUAAGUUUUAGUUUAAAAGCUAGUUGAAUGCUAUAAUAUUUUUUUAACAAUAAUUAAAUUAAACAUUGUCUCCCAAGGUUGAUGAUGGAAUUUAAAUAUAAAAAUUAUACUACUGUUAAAAAUUAUCAAAAGU